AUGGGCAACUACAAGUCCAGACCCACCCAGACCUGCACCGAUGAGUGGAAGAAAAAAGUCAGCGAGUCCUACGUGCUCAUCACGGAGAGGCUGGAGGCUGACCUGCGGAUCCAGGAGAAGGAGAGCGCAGAGAUGCGGCACGUGUUCAGCUCCGAUGAGGCCUUCGGCAAAGUCAAUUUAAACUUCCGCACCGAAAACGGGCUGUCCUUACUGCACCUGUGCUGCCUUUGCGGGGGCACCAAGGCCCACGUCCGGAGCCUCAUGUUAAAAGGGCUGCGCCCGUCUCGGCUGACGAGAAAUGGAUUUACAGCUCUGCACUUAGCAGUUUACAUGGAUAGAACGGACCUGGUGACCGGCCUCCUGCACAGCGGGGCUGACGUCCAGCAGGCUGGGUACGGGGCUCUGACGGCCCUGCACGUCGCCACCCUCGCCGGGCACCUGGAGGCGGCCCACGUCCUGCUGCAGCACGGGGCUUACGUCAACGUCCAGGACGCGGUCUUCUUCACCCCUCUCCACAUUGCGGCGUACUACGGACACGAACAAGUGUCGCGUCUCCUGCUGAAGUUCGGCGCCGACGUGAACAUCAGUGGCGAAGUUGGAGAUCGGCCCCUGCACUUGGCAUCUGCCAAAGGAUUCCUUCAUAUUGCGAGACUCUUGAUGGAAGAAGGCAGCAAAGCAGAUGUGAAUGCCCAAGAUAACGAAGACCACGUACCUCUCCAUUUCUGCUCCCGAUUUGGCCACCACGAGAUCGUCAAGUUUCUGCUCCAGAGUGACUUUGAAGUUCAGCCGCACAUAGCGAAUAUCUACGGAGACACCCCUUUGCACUUGGCUUGCUACCAUGGGAAAUUCGAAGUUGCCAAGGAAAUCAUCCAAGUGUCAGGAACAGAAAGUCUGGCAAAGGAAAACAUCUUUAGUGAGACAGCCUUUCACAGCGCUUGUACCUACGGCAAGAGUAUUGAGCUCGUUAAAUUUCUUCUCGACCAAAACGUCCUGAGCAUCAAUCAUCAAGGACGAGACGGACACACGGGGUUGCACUCGGCUUGCUACCACGGGCACAUCCGCCUGGUGCAGUUCUUACUGGAUAACGGCGCCGACAUGAAUCUGGUGGCCUGUGAUCCGAGCAGGUCCAGCGGCGAGAAGGACGAGCAGACGUGUCUGAUGUGGGCCUAUGAGAAAGGGCACGAUGCCAUCGUCACGCUCCUGAAGCAUUAUAAGAGACCUCAGGAUGAAUUGCCCUGCAAUGAGUAUUCUCAGCCAGGAGGAGAUGGCUCCUAUGUUUCUGUUCCAUCUCCCUUGGGAAAGAUUAAAAGCAUGACUAAAGAAAAGGCGGAUGUCCUCCUCCUGCGGGCAGGGCUGCCGUCCCAUUUCCAUCUUCAGCUCUCAGAAAUCGAAUUCCAUGAAAUUAUCGGCUCAGGCUCUUUCGGGAAAGUGUACAAAGGGCGAUGCAGGAACAAGAUAGUGGCGAUCAAACGCUAUCGGGCUCACACGUACUGCUCCAAGUCUGACGUGGAUAUGUUCUGCCGGGAGGUGUCCAUCCUGUGCCGCCUGCACCACCCCUGCGUGAUCCAGUUUGUUGGCGCCUGCUUGAACGAUCCCAGCCAGUUCGCCAUCGUCACCCAGUACGUCUCCGGCGGCUCUCUCUUCGCCCUCCUCCACGAGCAGAAGAGGAUUCUGGACUUACAGUCAAAAUUAAUCAUCGCCGUAGACGUGGCCAAAGGCAUGGAAUAUCUGCACAACCUGACCCAACCCAUCAUCCACCGGGACUUAAACAGGUAG
This is a messenger RNA of Gracilinanus agilis (Agile Gracile Mouse Opossum), 1776 nucleotides long. Its product is annotated as serine/threonine-protein kinase TNNI3K. Bases 1 to 1776 code for a protein of 591 amino acids. NCBI's taxonomy places the organism in Eukaryota, Metazoa, Chordata, Mammalia, Didelphimorphia, Didelphidae. The transcript is spliced from 17 exons. Gene Ontology annotation, biological process: protein phosphorylation. Gene Ontology annotation, molecular function: protein binding; ATP binding; protein kinase activity. The record is from RefSeq and is a predicted model, not a curated record.